AAGACAGCAGCAGUAGCGACGCCGCCAAGCAGCCUUCUACACUCAAAGGUCCGACUGCCCGGUUUCCUAGCGGGCGAGGGGAGCAGAAUCGGAUACAGCCACACACCGAAGAAGGAGGAGGGAGGCUGAAGGCAGUCGCCAGUACAGAAGAGGAUGGAUUUCCAGCAGCUGGCUGACGUUGCAGAUAAAUGGUGCUCCAACACCCCCUUCGAGCUUAUUGCCACGGAGGAGACUGAGAGGAGGAUGGAUUUCUACGCAGACCCAGGCAUUUCUUUUUACGUCUUGUGCCCGGAGAACGGAUGCGAAGACAAUUUUCACGUCUGGAGUGAAAGUGAGGACUGUUUGCCCUUUCUGCAGUUGGCUCAAGACUACAUUUCUUCGUGUGGUAAAAAGACACUACAUGAAAUUCUGGAAAAAGUCUUCAAAUCAUUUAGACCACUAUUGGGGCUCCCAGAUGUGGAUGAUGCCUUUGAAGAAUAUCAUGCAGAUGUGGAAGAAGAGGAGGCCGAAGCUGAUCCUCAGCAGAUGGGUGUCAGUCAGCAGUAAUAUUCAGAGGAAUUAGUGUGUG
This is a messenger RNA of Notechis scutatus (mainland tiger snake), 568 nucleotides long. It is a transcript of the gene MTURN, whose product is annotated as maturin, neural progenitor differentiation regulator homolog. Gene Ontology annotation, biological process: regulation of signaling; positive regulation of megakaryocyte differentiation. Gene Ontology annotation, cellular component: cytoplasm. NCBI's taxonomy places the organism in Eukaryota, Metazoa, Chordata, Lepidosauria, Squamata, Elapidae. The record is from RefSeq and is a predicted model, not a curated record.